GAGAGAGGCCACGGUUAUGGACCUGAUUUUGGGCCGGAUGAAAGAGGUCGCGGAUUUGGUCCUGGUAGAAGAGAGUCUGGUCUUGGGCCAGAUAGCAGAGAGUAUGGUUAUGGACCAGACAGAAGAAGACCUGACUUUGGUCCAGACGAACGACGUCAUGAAUUUGGACCUGACAGGAAAGGGCCUGGUUUUGGACCGGACGAACGGCGUCGUAGAUUUGGACCAGAUUUCGGACCGGAUGAAAGGGGUCGUGGGUUUGGGCCUCAUUUUGGACCAGAGGAGAGAAGAUACAGAUUUGGGCCUGACAGAAGAGGGCCUGAUUUUGGACCGGAAGAAAGUGGUCAUGAUUUCUGGCCAUAUCGAAGAGACGGGAGAUUUAGGCCCGACCGAAGAGACUCCGAUUUUAUACCAGAAUCAAAAGGUCACCAUUUCCGUCCAAAUGGAAGAAAGGAUGGUGAGUUCGAACUGUACCACAGAGGUUAUGGAAUGAGGCCAGCCAGAAGAGGAGGAGAAUUUGGACCUUUUGACAUGCGUAACGGUUUUGACCACCAUCCUCGUAAAAAACACUUCUCCUUCCUCUAUGAACUGAUGGAAGGUACCACUUGUGCCAGCAACGGCCAUAAUUGUCUUUGCUGUUGUGGUCACUACAUACCUGAUGUUAACAAUAACACCUGUGUCGACGUUCAUUCUAUCUUCCAUGGUCUCAACAACGUUUACACUAGGUUGGCGGAUAAACUGGGCGCAGAAGCCGCUGAUAAAACCUUCAUGCAAAACAGUCAGCUCGAACCCAUUUUUUCGCUGUGA
Messenger RNA from Enterobius vermicularis (human pinworm), 804 nucleotides. The record is from the annotation of a GenBank genome assembly. NCBI's taxonomy places the organism in Eukaryota, Metazoa, Nematoda, Chromadorea, Rhabditida, Oxyuridae.